Messenger RNA from Lachancea mirantina, 1737 nucleotides. The record is from the annotation of a GenBank genome assembly. Lineage: Eukaryota; Fungi; Ascomycota; Saccharomycetes; Saccharomycetales; Saccharomycetaceae.
AUGAGAUCUGCCAAAAGGCCCAACGACUAUGUGUUCUUGGAGCAGCUUGGUCAUGGCUCUUAUUCGAGUGUUUUUCGAGCUCAAGAGCGUGGAAAUGGAGCGAGAAAUUUCGCUAUAAAGGUCUGCUCGAAGAAGCAUAUUAUUAGUGAGAAAAAGGUCAAAUAUGUGACGAUUGAGAAGGAUACAUUAAAUCUGGUGGCACGAGAACGACAUCCGGGUGUUGUGCGACUUUUUUGCACGUUUCACGACGCCGAAAAGCUGUAUUUUGUGCUUGAAUACGUUAGUGGGGGUGAACUUUUGGGAUUGAUCCACAAGACAGGUCCACUUCCAGAAUUGUGGGCUAAACAUUUGAUGGUGCAGCUCGUGGACACUGUGGGGUUUUUGCAUAAGCAUGGUGUAAUUCAUCGAGAUUUGAAACCUGAAAAUGUGCUUCUUUCGCAAGAGGGUAGAGUCGUCAUCACGGAUUUCGGUGCAGCGUAUAGAGUCGGACAAGGAACCGGGGAAGAUGAGAGCCAGAGGGCCGCGUCUUUUGUUGGUACCGCGGAGUAUGUUUCACCUGAACUUCUUUUGCACAGUCGAUGUGGAUUUGCGUCUGACGUUUGGGCAUUGGGAUGCAUUCUAUAUCAACUUCUUCAAGGAGUGGCCCCUUUUAGAGGUGACAGUGAAUUACAAACGUUUGAGAAAAUAGCGGCACUCGAUUAUAAAUGGCAUGUUGUUGCGCCAGUAAGCCCGAGAGACCUUGUGACCACGAUUCUGGUCCUCAAUCCCGCUAAACGACCUGGCAUUAACCGAAUUAAGGGCCAUCAAUGGUUCAGCAACGUAAAUUGGGCAGAUAAACAAGCUAUAUGGCGCGGAAUUUGGCAAUUGCCUGCACCUUCAAGGCCUGUUAAUCAGCUUGGCGAUGUUGAUAGAUCCAUGAACAAAAUAACAAAUGGUAGGCGGAAACCGGCCAAGAUAGGUACUACAAGCAGCAUUGUGGAAUGGCGUAAAAGACUAGGUCUAUCCUCACCCAUCCAACCCAUAAUACCACAGCCAUUGGGUUCUUCUGCAGGGAAUAUGCCGAUGACACCUCCUCCGUCCGCUAAGGUUACACCUGUACCGCAACCACCAAAGCAUGCAGCUCCACCAACGUCUCCACCCGUGGCUAUCUUGAAGCGAGAUGUAGUUUGCGUCUUAGAAUUACCAUAUUCGCCAGACACGCAGCCAAUAUCCAUGAAUGGCUUUUCGGCUGUUGAAACGGGUAAAAUAGUCAAUUUCAUCGCAAAUCAUGAAUCUGAAGUCGUUGCCAGGUCCUCAAAAUGUAUACUGUCGUUACACCAGAAUGGUGUUCUUUAUUGUCGGAAGCAAGGACAGCCUUCGCGUGCCCUUGUAUCGGUAUAUGAUCGAGAUCUGUCCAUGUAUGAUCUGGAAUUUGAUGAAAAUCGAGGAACAGGAUUCUUGAUUCUGGAGAAGUUUAAGUCCAAACUAUGGUUUCUUUCAGUUUCUCGCGAUACCCGAGAGCCAAGUGCACACUCCAUCAAUCAAAAAAGGUCGUGGGUAGAUAGUCUCAUUACGGCAAGAAAACUUAGGAAACCCCCCGUAGUUGACUUAGCAAAAAAGAAAACGGCUAAAACUAAUGGACCAGUACAAGUAGUCAUGAGUUCUAGUCGAUUUGAAGUUCUACACACCCUAAACGGUAUGAAAGAUGGAGAUGCGUCUCUUGGGGCAAGUGCUGCCUUUAAGAAUCGGCACAGAUGA